This is a messenger RNA of Cylindrotheca closterium, 2037 nucleotides long. Lineage: Eukaryota; Bacillariophyta; Bacillariophyceae; Bacillariales; Bacillariaceae. The record is from the annotation of a GenBank genome assembly.
AUGGAUUCAACCCUGGAAGGUCUCUCGGAAGAACAACGCCAGGAGGCUCUCGCACUAGCGGCUGUGGCACAACGUGCUGAGGAACGAGCGGAACGGCGGGCACUCGAACGAGCGAAGCAGCAAAAAGCCAAGGAGAAACAGCAGGCAAAUAUGAAAAAGAAAGAAAGCGCUUUUUUUUCAAAAAGUAGGAGCUCGUCCAACAACUUUAUCACUUAUAUUCCAAAGAAGAAGCGACAAAAGAUGGGUAAAAAAUCUUCACAGGGUAGCGACGGUGCGCAAUCAUCGCAAACUAGAGUUUUAGCUCCUGAAAUCCUCAAAGACACAACAACUACAAGGGAAGAUUCCGUGUCUGGUAAUGUGAAUGUGACAUCAACGGCGUGGACUCAAAAGGAGCGUGAUUCAGUGCGUCAGACUUAUCUGGGAAAAACUUCGUCGAAUCUCGCGCAACAAGCUAAGACUAGUCCAAGUAAGAAGAAAAAGAAAAAGACAACGCUUCGAACGAAGAAGGCUACUUUCCGCUUCACAUGGGAUGACACUGAUGACACUCUUGAUGCCAAUGAUCCUUUGUACAGCCAUAGUUUGAGUAUUGCUGCCAACCGAAAGCGAAAUGUGACGCAUCAAUCCGGUGAUGACUCAUUAAAGUCGGCACACUCUCUCCACACCAAACCACUUGGUACAAUGACAUCUCGUGAUUGGCGAAUCCUCAGAGAAAAUUACGAGAUCGUUGUCAAAGGAGGAAGAGCCCCGCCCCCGCUGCGAAACUUUCGAGAAGCAAAUUUACAUCCUACUCUCAUCGAUGCGCUCGAAAAUGUCAUGGGCUACAAAUCUCCCACCGCUAUCCAACGCCAGGCAAUCCCGAUCGGUCUGCAGAGGAGGGAUAUGAUCGGCAUAGCUGAAACAGGUAGUGGGAAAACAUGUGCGUUCGGUGUACCGCUACUACAGUAUUUGCUGUCAUUGCCUCAUCGGAUACUAGAUAGAGUUGCAGACGAAGGUCCUCUUGCCCUGGUCAUGGCUCCUACCCGCGAGCUUGCACUACAAAUUCAUGGAGAGUUUGAAAAGAUGCUCAGCCGACAAUCACGCAUUCGAGCUAUUUCGGUUGUAGGGGGUCAGAGCAUCCAACAUCAAGCACAGCAACUUCGGGAAGGUGUGCAUGCUGUCAUUGGUACUCCUGGUCGCAUCAACGACUGCAUUGAGAUGUCCUAUCUGGUUUUGAACCAAUGCUGCUACGUCGUGGCUGACGAGGCGGACCGUAUGGUUGAUAUGGGAUUUGCACCUCAAAUGGAGUCCAUCCUUGAUGCGAUGGGCGGAGCUCUGAAGUCUGAAAACGAGCAGGAAGCCUACAAACAAGAAGAGUUGGACUUGACGAAUGGCGAGGGUUUGCCAAAGCAUCGGCUGAUGAGCAUGUUUACCGCCACGAUGCCUUUGGAAGUUGAAAGGAUUGCAAAACAGUACCUACGGCAUCCUGCAAUCAUUAGUAUUGGUGAUCAAGAUUCAGUGAAAAAUGCUCGGAUCGUCCAGCGUGUCAUUUAUUUAUCUGGUCCGUCAAAGAAAGAGGCGGCUUUGAGAGACUUAAUCUUGAACCCUCGUUAUUUGCGAGAGAAGGUUAUUGUCUUUGUAAAUGAAAAGAAGAACGCUGAUGGUGUAGGCAGGAUCGUAGAACGCACCGGGCGUACUUGUGUAGUUUUGCAUGGAGGAAAGUCACAGGAGCAGCGGGAAGAGAACUUGUUGAGAUUUCGGCAGGGAAAUGCUGUUCUCGUUGCUACAGACGUCGCAGGCCGGGGGUUGGACGUCAGUGAUGUGGCCCAUGUUAUCAAUUACGACCUUCCAACCCGCAGCAUCGAUUCCUACUGUCAUCGUAUUGGACGAACUGGGCGUGCCGGUAAGGAAGGGUUGGCUACCUCGCUUAUGACAGACGAGGAUGAAGGAAUAAUGGUUGCGCUCAAGAGUUACUUGGAAGCAACUGGGAAUCCAGUCCCUGAGAAGCUCGCAAGGCAUCGUGCAGCGAACGCAAGUAGUCUUGGAAAUUUGAUCUAUUAG